UUUAGCUCCACUCUCUCUUCUCUGCCGCAUUGGCUAGGGUUUCUCGCACUUUCUCCUUCUCUGCUUCCACAAUUUAUUUUCUUUAGAUCGAUUCUUUCAUGGCUUUUUCUAAGCAAUAAGGGUCCAUUUCUUUCUAUCAAAGUCCUAAUUUUGUCUCGGUAGUUUCUACACUUAUCCAAACCAAUGGCCACAAUGAACCCCUUUGAUCUACUGGGUGACAAUGAUAACGAAGACCUAAGUCAGCUCGUCUCUGUUCAGCAGCCGAAACUCGCUGACAAGCCUAAGAAACCUGCGUUAACUCCACAAGCCCAGCCAGCUGCUAAGCCGGCGGCUAAGUUUCCCACCAAGCCAGCCCCUCCCACUGCUGUGAGGGAUUCAAAGACUGAAGGUGGACGUGGUGGGGGCCGUGGUGGCGGACAUGGUUUUGGGCGUGGAGGAGGUCGUAGCUACGACCGAGACUCAAGCAACAAUGACACAUUUGGUGGCAAUAAUGGAUUUUCUGGAGGAUACAGACCUUCUGAAGAGGGAGAAGGAGGAAAGCCCUCCGAAAGACGUAGUUAUGGUGCUCCUCGUGGUUCCUUCCGUGGGGGUCGCCGUGGUGGAUUUGGUAAUGAAGAUUCCGGGGAAGGAGAACGUCCACGUAGACAAUUUGAACGUCGUAGUGGGACAGGGCGUGGUAAUGAGAUUAAACGUGAUGGGGCUGGUCGUGGCAAUUGGGGAACUCCAACUGAUGAAAUUGCACGGGAGACUGAAGAACCUGUUGUUGAAAAUGAGAAGAAUGUGAGUGCUGACAAGCCUGCUGGUGAAGAAGAUGCUGGGGAUGCCAAUAAGGAGAAUCCCGUGAAUGAGCAAGAAGAGAAGGAGCCUGAGGAGAAGGAAAUGACUUUGGAGGAGUAUGAAAAGGUUCUUGAAGAGAAGAGGAAAGCUUUGCUUGCCUUGAAGACUGAGGAAAGGAAGGUUGACGUGGACAAAGAGUUCAAGUCCAUGCAACAACUUUCAAGUAAGAAGAGCAACGAUGACAUCUUUAUCAAACUGCGUUCUGCUAAGGACAAACGCAAAGAGGCUGCAGAUAAAGAAGAGAAAGCUAAGAAGUCUGUUAGCAUAAAUGAGUUCUUGAAACCUGCUGAAGGAGAGAGGUUCUACAACCCUAGUGGUCGUGGUCGAGGCCGUGGCCGUGGUUCAAGAGGUGGUUAUGGAGGCUACUCAGCCAGUAAUGUAGCAGCCCCUUCUAUUGAGGAUCCUGGGCAUUUCCCCACAUUGGGUGGCAAGUGAAAUAUUAUCACAUCUUCAGCACACCCUGAUGUACCCCCGUUUGGAAUCUUGUGAUCUAUUUAAGAGUCGAGUUGAGUCAAAGGUUUUUUAACAGGAAUGUUAUUUCCUGCAUAAAAAAAGCCGUCUUUAAUGUUAAGUCUUCUUGAGUGUAAAUUUUAGAUAUUUACCCAUGUUUAAGUCUUUGACAUGCAUGCAUACCCUUCUUUUUUUUUUUUUUUUUUUUUCUCAGUUUAAAUUAUUAGGUCACAUGGGUCAUUAUUAUGUCUUGAACUGAGUAGUGGCAUCAGUUUUGGUUUUGUAGUAGGUAUUUAGUUCUUUUGGAUUUGAAUUUCCGCAUUCUGGUGUUUCUUAUGCUUUACUUUUGAUUAAUGCACCUGGAGAAAUGAAUUUAUUUUUGUUGUUGGCCUU
Pistacia vera is the source of this 1680-nucleotide messenger RNA. Its product is annotated as RGG repeats nuclear RNA binding protein A-like. NCBI's taxonomy places the organism in Eukaryota, Viridiplantae, Streptophyta, Magnoliopsida, Sapindales, Anacardiaceae. Gene Ontology annotation, cellular component: nucleus; cytoplasm. Gene Ontology annotation, molecular function: RNA binding. The transcript is spliced from 7 exons. The record is from RefSeq and is a predicted model, not a curated record. Bases 184 to 1272 code for a protein of 362 amino acids.